UCUGAUUUUGAUUUCUUGAAUUCCUGAUAUCUCUCUGUUCUCUCUUUUAGAAGUUUGUUUCACACGGUAGAGAUGCAGAUUUGUACUAACCUUGCAACAUAAAUCAUGGAAGAUCAUCUCAGGUUUUAGUCCUUUAUGACUUACAUGAGUAAAUUUUGGCAGUUGGUCUCCUAGUUGGACUGGGGUUCACACUUGAUAGAUUGACUUCUUUGGUUAGCUGGGCUUCUCUCAUUGGGAAGUGAGCCUUAGAUUCUUUUCUUCACGAAACCUCUCUUCUUUCAUCUUUCCCAAUGAUGCAGAUUGACUUCUAGUCAGUCUCUCUCUCUCUCUCUCUCUCUAACUGCAAGUUUGGCUUCUUCAGUGAGGACAAUUUGUGGUUAAGCCAUUGGUGGGCAUAUGGGGAAGCUGAGUUUUGGCUGGAUGUUGGAUAUUCUCUGUCUCUCUCCUGGCUCAAACUCAUCUUGCUUUUGCAUAAACUCCUUGGGCUGUAAAGAUGAGUCUGAGAGAAGGUCACUUAUUCCAAGUAAUGGAGGACAGUUGGUGAAGUUGAGGGAUUUUAUUGAUGGGAAUCAGUCUUUGGCUUUUCACUUGAAGCCCAAGACAGUUGUGUUAAGGGUUUCCAUGCAUUGCAAUGGUUGUGCAAGAAAAGUUAAGAAACACAUCUCCAAGAUGGAAGGAGUAACCUCAUUUGAAGUAGACUUGGAAAGCAAGAAGGUGGUGGUGAUAGGUGAUAUUCUUCCAUUUGAAGUGUUGGAGAGUGUCUCAAAGGUGAAGACUGCAGAGCUCUGGGCUUCUUCUUUAUCUAAGGAAGUAGAGCCAGAAAGAGAAAUGAUUUAGGUUUCAUUUAUUAACAAUGUAAUUAAAAGAAUGAUAGCUAGAAGCAUUGUGUGGGUUGUGGUUCCUCAUCUUUUGAUGCUUAUGACAUCAAAGUGAGCAACAACAUGGUUGCAGGACUGUGUAAUAAACAAGUCCAGCAGUCCAUACUUCAUACUUGGUUCUAUAGUAAGCCUUUCAUUGGUGGUCUUCUUCCA
Molecule: messenger RNA, 1031 nt
Organism: Macadamia integrifolia
Lineage: Eukaryota; Viridiplantae; Streptophyta; Magnoliopsida; Proteales; Proteaceae
Product: heavy metal-associated isoprenylated plant protein 45-like
Exons: 3
Coding region: 397-837 (146 amino acids)
Molecular function (GO): metal ion binding
Source: RefSeq, a predicted model, not a curated record